AUGGAGGCUGAACUGAGCUUCAUCAGGGAGGAUGCCAUGGCCGAUAACCUGUCGCUGGACAAGAAUCUUCUGUGCGAUCUUGCGGCUGUUGGUGAAGAAGGACAACAGUGUUUCGUCAUCAUGAAAGAGGGGCGAGUGGUCUCAAAGAGGCUCGCGGCUCGCGGCUCCAAGUUGAUAGCAUGUACUCGUAAGCCUGUCGCGUCGUAA
This is a messenger RNA of Cyphellophora europaea CBS 101466, 207 nucleotides long. RefSeq lists its product as uncharacterized. Bases 1 to 207 code for a protein of 68 amino acids. The transcript has a single exon. The record is from RefSeq and is a predicted model, not a curated record. Gene Ontology annotation, molecular function: hydrolase activity, acting on carbon-nitrogen (but not peptide) bonds. NCBI's taxonomy places the organism in Eukaryota, Fungi, Ascomycota, Eurotiomycetes, Chaetothyriales, Cyphellophoraceae.